AUGGACUGCAUUGACGAGUCUACCAUAGAAGUAUGUUCCAACAACGACAGUUGCACCUACUUUAGUAACCUACCAACGAGAGCAACGCAAUCUAUGUUCCCUUGCGCUAUCUCUAGCUUGGAUGCAGUCAGCAUCGGUUUCAAGUUCCGGUACGAACUCAUUCUUUCCACCAGAAACUCAUCGUACCAGAAGGGUAGUUGCACUCAAGCUGUCAAGAUCGAUCCCCAUCUCUGCCUCUAUCAGUCAGAUGAUGGCGACACAUACCAGGCAACAAAAUGUCGAGUCCAGUAUCAUGCCCCUCCGAAGAGGUUCAGAGUGGUGGCGGGUAUUGAAGAGGGUAUAACGAGAAAGAAGAGUCCUCCAGUUUCGGGUUUCGAGCGCAUUAUCGGACCUACCACCUCUGACAACCCCACCACAGAGCAAACGGUACCACCAAACGAUGCUGAGGACAGAAAUCCCGCCCGCUAUCCUUCCUCUGAUGCAUCCGCCUUAGCUGGGCAAGCCUCACCAGUCGUACAAGCCGAGCGGACGCCAGCGGGCAUGGCAAAUGAGAACAUUACAGCCUUGGAAUCGAGCGGACUAGUAGGGUCUGUGAAUUCAGAAGCUGAGACAUGGGCUGCGACAAUGCAUAUUUUCCCGGACAGACACCGGCGCGGUCAAACUAGAAUCCGUCGAUGUUUUGUCGACACUUGCUCUGAUAUCAAUCUUGUCUCGAAAAAAACCUUGGACGACCUGCAACUGCGGUACGACCCGAAUGUAGAGGAUCAAGUGUAUGGAAUUUCUGGUCCUCCACUCCUGCCCAUUGGCUCCAUUGUGUUAACCUGGCACAUGGACGGCCAGGAAGUCAUCUACUCCCAAAAGUUCUUGGUUAUGCCAGAUGAGAUGCCGGUGAGGUUCGACGUUCUGUUGGGAAAGCCUUGGAUCAAUAAAACUGGAGCUGUCCGUCGCAAUUCAAAAGUCAUGAUGCUGACACGGCGUCUCGGCCUCCACCAUUACCAUAAUCCAUAG
Molecule: messenger RNA, 1008 nt
Organism: Endocarpon pusillum Z07020
Lineage: Eukaryota; Fungi; Ascomycota; Eurotiomycetes; Verrucariales; Verrucariaceae
Exons: 2
Coding region: 1-1008 (335 amino acids)
Source: RefSeq, a predicted model, not a curated record